CAAGAUUAUUGUGACUUUGCAAUACCAUGCACUGGAAACAUGCUACUGUUGGAAUGUUCUCUAGGGGCCUUGGUGCAUAUGUGGUAACUGUCUGGUGAAACUGCUUUUUUGAUGCUCCGUGGGCCGUCCAGCCAGGACGAAGGCGACAACUAUGCAGCGGGCGACACGGAUGAUUUUGCCGCGCAGCCAAUCGUCGUUGACGGAGCCAACCCAAUGAAAACCAACUUGUUCCCCCGGCGCAAAACGUCCCUGGGCCGCAGUGUGUCAUCGUCCCAGCUGCUACUCAAACCAAAACGCAACAAACAGCAACCCGUGCCCAGCACUGUGGUCGUGGGCAUGCACAAUUCCACGCUGCACAACAUCUCGUCUUCGUCGCUGACGUCGCCGUUUCAAUCCAGGGCCAAUCUCCAUAACGGGGGGGAUAGGGGACUCUCGCGCCAGAUGUCGUCGUCGAGGUCCGUGGCCACGCUGCUCCGCAAACCGUCCGACGUCGACUCUUCCCCAAAUACGAAUGGCGACGACAAUCGACGAGACUCGUCCAAGGCGCCCCCCAACAUGCUGCUACAUUUCAAAAUCUACCUCGUGGGGGACAGUCCGUAUAUUUCGGGUCACGGAAAGCCGCCGUCCGUGGACCUCACAUCGCUGUUUCCGUCGGGACUGAGUGUCCUGAAAGUGGCCAGCGGCGUCGAAUGGGGCGCUGCGCUCAUGCAAAACCAUCUCGUGUACACGUGGGGUAACAACACGGUCGGUCAGUUGGGCCAUGGCCACUCGGAAGCGUUGAUGCGCCCGACGUUAGUACAAGCGCUCCAGUCGAUUCGCAUUGUUAAGAUGUCGUGCGGGAGUGCCCACGGGGGGUUUGUGUCGGAUACAGGGGCGUUGUUCAUGGUCGGGGAUGCUUCCUACGGUCGAUUGGGGCUUGGGUGCCUUCCAGCAUCUGGCAUCAUCUCGACGCCUACGCAGGUGCGUUGGGGGUUCACACAGUGCAAGGACAAAGCGGUGACUCAGGGAACGUGGCCACCUUCAAUCGAUCUAAAUCACCUACCCCCCGAGCCCGGUUCCGCUGUCUCGGGGGCCCCCACCGACACUUUUUUCAGCGACGUCAGCUGUGGCGACCGGCACACGCUGGUGCUAGUCAAGCACAUGCACGUACUUAAACAGGUGCUCCUGGGGUUUGGGGAUGGCAGCAACGGCCGUCUGGGCACGGGCUCCGAUUCUGACCAGGACACGCCGACACUGGUCAGUGUGUUUCACACCGCCGCGGGUAUCACCUUUCCGCCCAUUCGGGAAAUGGUGGCAGGCCCGGAACAUAGCUGCUGCGUCACCCAAACGGGCGAAUUGUUUAGUUGGGGCCAUGGAGCGUACGGUCAACUGGGGCAUGGCACAUGCGACAGCGAAUGGACGCCCAAACGUGUCGAGUAUUUCUACGACAACGUUAACGUCACCGCCAUCAAGCAAGCCACCUGCGGACUGCAUCACACGGUCGUAAUCGACACGACUGGUCAAGUGUUUGCAUGGGGUCGGGGGGAUGCGGGGCAGUUGGGCGGUGACGCGUUGGCAGAUUCACCCACCCCCGUGCGCGUCCUGAUUGCAACGGACGCGGGGGGGCCUGCUGUCACAGCUCGAUUCGUCACGUCUGGGCGGUCCCACACGGUGGUGGUGGACUCCCUGGACAACGUUUACUGCUGGGGGGGCAACAGUGCGGGUCAGCUCGGGCUCAAGUCGACGACGGGGCUGAAUUGCCAGCCCAUUCCGGUUCAAGUGGACGCCAAGUCGAUGCGGACGCCGGGGGGCGCCGUGGCCCUUCACAUGCAUGCCCUUUCCGUGUUUGCGACGGAGAACCACACGCUGCUGGUGCUGCGGACGACCAAUGCUUUCGAAGGGGACGACCCGAACAUGGUCAAAGCCAAGAAAGCCGUGGGGAUGUUUAAAUCGCUGCACGCCAAGAAGAAACCUUCCACUUCCCCCGGCAAACACCACCACCACCGCGGCAACCAAGUUACUGAGAAAUGGUCGUUCACGGUGGCCGAGCCCACGGACACACUCAACAUCCCGAGCCAUGUUGCUCGGUUUCUACACAUCAUGGCGUCGACAAAGAUCGCCAAGCGGCCGACCAUCGAUCACUCGAAAACCAACACGUCCAUGCAUAAUUCGUCGAAUACCAACACUAACGCGAACAAGACUGCAUCUCUGACCCCCCCCUCUCGACUCCCCCCUCCGUCGAAUCUGCCAAGUCGACCCUCUACGAAAUCAACCGGGAAACCACUUGGGCCACCGAAACCUAUUCAAGGACUGUUGGAAUGGAAGCGGGCCCGUACGAAACGCCCCCCGACCACCACGUUUAGCCACACGCCACGGUUUCGAGCCAAGACUGGUUCAGUCGCAGCAGUACCCCCCCCACUGGCCACCAAUGGGCUUGCACCUUCCGACAAUACCCACCCCCCUCCCCCCAUCUCGACAAGCAACAAACCAACUGACGUCUCAAGUCGCGUGGAAAAAUCUGCGACAACGCGCCUCUUACGAGCGUUUGGGGUGGGAAAGCGAUUUCGAACCGUGCAAGUGUCGGUUACCCCCGGUCCAGGGGCGUACGACGUGCUAGCCAAAGCUGGAGUUCCCCCUAGUACGUUGGCUACCAACAACCAGACCGAAGACGACAGUGGGGACAAACCAUGGCGAGGACGCGUGCCGUUCGGAUCCACGGCCCCCAAGCAAGUGCCCCUCACCACGGUCGAAUCGAGUGCCAUUUACCCUGAAAAGGCCAUGGCGCUGGUGUUUCGGAAGCCGGUGGCCGUCAAGCUGGCCUCGGGCGACGACUUUAGUCGCGUGAUCAGCAAACGACUGCACGCCGGACGAGGAAGCACCCCCGGGCCUGGCGCGUACAACCUCCUCGUGCCGACGACUCAAGCACCUUCUUCGUCACGGAUGCCAUCCACCAAGCGAAAGCAACACAACUCACACAAACACAACUAACCCAUUGGUUGUGUUGUGAUCGAAUAAAGUCGGACAUCUCAUCCGACUCAAUUCUGAUUGGCUUAAAUUCGAUCUAAUUAUCGUUUACUUUUUGCUGCA
Aphanomyces astaci is the source of this 3066-nucleotide messenger RNA. RefSeq lists its product as hypothetical. The transcript is spliced from 9 exons. NCBI's taxonomy places the organism in Eukaryota, Oomycota, Saprolegniomycetes, Saprolegniales, Verrucalvaceae. The record is from RefSeq and is a predicted model, not a curated record. The coding region runs from base 112 to 2967 and encodes 951 amino acids.